GUGGAAGGUAAGGCAAGACAAGGUAGGUACUUUCCCCCACCCACACACACCCAAAGCAGCCCGGCCCAGCCCAGCCCAGGGCAUCUGCUUCUCACGCAUUCCCAUUCUUCUUCUGCCAUACCAUCCUCUACUUCUCCAUCCCUCUCGUUUUCCCCUUCAAACGACAUAGCGAAUCUUCCCCCCUCGACUUUGACGCGAUCCAGCCUCGAACGUAGAAUCUGUUUUUCUCCCGCCUCUUCUCCUGACCGCAAAUUUCUCGCAUUUCCGAGCUUUCCAUCACCGAUUUUUGAGCCAUAGUCCAAUCCCGAACAGUACAAAUUCGACCAAGCACGAAAUAUCCACCCCCGCGCAUUUACCAUCUGCGAUUAUCCAUACCCUGUCCCUCUCCUCGCUCGGUCGCUUGAUCUCUCCGGCCUGAUUUACCACGUCAAACCAUCGACCCGACCCGACUCGACUUGACAUAACCCAUCUCGACCCGCCACGGUUCUACCAUAUUGCGACUUCUCUCACCUCGUCAUAUUGUUGCGUUUGUCACCAGUCUUCGCUUCUUGUUCCGCUGCAGCUAGGGUCUCCUAAUCAGGUCGCCAACCUUUCCGACGCCUCGGUAAUCGAAUCAGGACACCACCUGUCAGACUUCGCGCGAUACGUACGGGACAACACCCGCUCACCACUUCCCUCGAGCGCCUGGCUAGGCCGUCCAGCCAGAUGCUGUCGCUAUGGAUGGCUACUACUCUCCACAUCAGCAGCAGCAACCAUCUCAGCAGUUCCAACAACCUCGAAUGCAGCAGAACCAGCAGAACCACAUGCAGCACAAUAUGAACGACCCAACCUUCUAUCAGGGAGGAGAUUCCCUCGACGAUAUUGUGCGCGAUAACCAAGACAAGCUAUACCGCCGACAGAGCAUGCCCCAAGCCUUCACUACCCCUAUGGGUCAGUUCCAGAUGAAUCAGCAGCAGCAGCAGCAAGGGCAAAGGCGGAUGUCUUCAGUCGGCAACGGUGACAUGAUGACCUUCGGAACCGAUAACGCCGACCUCAACUCGUACCAAUUUAACCAACCACCCAUGGGAGGGGGAUUUCCCACCAUUAAUACCUCCAUCGGCAUGGACCAAAUGGGCAAUUAUAUGACAUCCGACCCUAAUGACUAUUCGACCAUAUCCCCUGAUAUGAUGAGUUCUAUGAUGCCCUCUACCUUUGCUAGCAUGAGCGUUGGAGCACAAAUGGCCGGCAACGCCUCACCAAUGAACCUCUACUCACCGUCCAUAAGCCAGUUCCCACAAGGCCAACUGACCCCUCAAGUUCCGGUUGGUAACGACUUCUCCAUGGAUCUUUCUCCAGAUGCCGGCUCUAUGAAUAUAAACCAAUCCAACCCUCCCACGACGACCCCGAUACCUGCUCCCACCAACAACGCCAUGGAUACCAUAGAGGAUUCAGGCGACAGUAUGAUGAACCAUCAAACUUUCAACAACAUGAAUGCUGGAGAUAGCAACCAAAACUUACCUGCACUUUCUCGCCAAGUCUCAAUUGCCUCCGGUUCUGUUGUUUCACCUCCACAGCAACACUCACACGGAGCCAUGUCCUCUUCAACCGUUACUCAUCCGACCAGCACUUCAGUUGCUACGACCCCAUCAACUGGCGAUGCCCCGAGGGACUCAAAGGAAAAGACGAUAUACUCAAAGAGUGGAUUUGAUAUGCUCAAGGCUCUGUGGUUAGUCGCUACCCGUAAGAACCCGCGCAUACAACUCGGCGCUGUCGACAUGUCCUGCGCCUUUGUCGUCUGCGAUGUCUCCAUGAACGAUUGCCCUAUUAUAUACGUUUCCGACAACUUCCAAAACCUUACCGGUUAUAGUCGUCAUGAGAUUGUCGGCCAGAACUGCCGCUUUCUGCAGGCCCCAGAUGGCAAAGUCGAGGCGGGCUCCAAGCGGGAGUUCGUUGAUGAUGGAGCCGUCUACAAUUUAAAGAAGAUGGUUCACGAAGGCAGGGAGGUUCAACAGAGUCUUAUUAAUUAUCGAAAGGGUGGAAAGCCUUUCCUCAACCUUCUUACUAUGAUCCCCAUCCCGUGGGACACUGAUGAAAUCAGAUACUUCAUUGGCUUCCAGAUCGACCUUGUUGAAUGCCCCGACGCGAUCGCAUCGAAUCAGGACCUUGGUGGUGUAAAGGUGAACUACAAACACAGCGAUAUUGGCCAAUACAUCUGGACACCACCGCAAUCCAGCCAGUGGGAGCCCGAUAACGGUCAGACGUUAGGCGUUGACGAUGUCUCCACCCUGUUGCAGCAGUUCAGCCCCAAGGGUCUCACCUCUGACUGGCACAAGCAAUCAUGGGAUAAGAUGCUCCUCGAGAAUACCGACGAUGUGGUUCACGUUCUCUCGCUCAAGGGUCUCUUCCUAUAUCUCUCUCCGUCUUGCAAGAAGGUCCUAGAAUAUGAGGCUGCGGAUUUGGUUGGCAACUCACUUUCAACAGUAUGUCAUCCAUCUGAUAUCGUUCCUGUUACACGCGAGUUGAAGGACACAACAACCGGAAACCCUGUCAACAUUGUGUUCCGAAUACGCAGAAAGCACAGUGGUUACACUUGGUUCGAAAGCCAUGGUUCACUGUUUGUCGAACAAGGAAAGGGUCGAAAGUGCAUUAUUUUGGUAGGCCGCAAGCGACCAGUGUUUGCUCUAAGUCGCCGCAAUCUUGAAGCGAAUGGUGGUAUUGGUGACAGCGAACUCUGGACGAAGCUCUCGACAUCGGGUCUGUUCUUAUACGUCUCUUCGAAUAUCCGAUCUCUCCUCGACCUUCAGCCUGAUAGCCUGGUAGGAACCAGUAUACAGGAUCUUAUGCGAAAAGAAUCACGGCCCGAGUUUGGGCGAACGCUGGAAAAGGCGAGGCGUGGAAAAAUUGUCACAUGCAAACACGAGGUCCAGAACCGUAGGGGCCAAGUGUUGCAAGCCCAGACGACUUUGUACCCGGGUGACGCCUCCGAGGGCCAAAAGCCAUCGUUCUUGCUUGCCCAGACAAAGCUUCUCAAGGCAUCAUCACGUAACCUGGCUCCCGCUAGCACCGGUUCCAGAUCUCUCGCCGCAACCCCGAGAUCCAGUAACGGCACCGAAAACCAUGCCACGGGCCAUAUUUCACAGCCUGCCGGUGGUGCGUUAGCCCCCGGUAGCCAAGACGCUGCUUUGGCCUCAGAGGACAACAUUUUUGAUGAAUUGAGAACGACGAAAUGCUCUAGCUGGCAAUUCGAGUUGCGGCAGAUGGAAAAGGUUAACCGUAUUCUUGCUGAGGAACUUGGCGGCCUGCUGUCCAGCAAGAAAAAGCGUAAGCGAAGAAAGGGCGUUGGCAAUGUCGUGCGAGACUGCGCCAACUGCCACACGAGAAACACGCCCGAAUGGCGAAGAGGACCCAGUGGUCAAAGGGAUCUUUGUAACAGCUGUGGUCUUCGGUGGGCCAAACAAACUGGUCGGGUUUCUCCACGCAAUUCUUCACGCGGGGCUAACACAGCAAAUGGCGAUGCUCGAAGCAAGAAGUCCAACUCUCCCUCGUCACCACUGCAUAAAGAAUUGUCAGCCGACAACUCCAAAGCGCAAACACCUAAGGGUGAGAGCGGCAUAAACCCAGCCCAACUCACGAAGCAAAAGAUAGAGAAUGGAACAUCAGCACCCAGCGGUGCCCCUUCAGCAACAGGGGUCAAAUCAUCGGCCGGAAUGCCACCACUAAGCCAUUCAUCGAUGUUGGGCGUCGGGCAGGCCUCGUCGAUGGCUUCGAUCCGAGAAGAACGCGAGACGAGUCAGCCUUGAGCAACAAGCAUAAUGCAUUUCCCUCUCUUGAUGUUUUCGAUCCUCGAUGUUGCAACUUGGGGUAAAGGAUCUACGGAGCGUGGUGUCUUGAUUAAACGGCAUUUGUGAUACCCGCCACUUUUCUUUCUUCGCGCUGGCCUCUAUUUCAGACCUGAGGCUCAUGGAUUUAACAAAACAUUCGUGACACCCGUGACUUGGGGCUAACAUGAUGGCGCUAAGCAUAACGAGCUUGUCUGCUUUUAUUUAUUUGGAAGAGAGAUAUAACCUCUCCGUGGUGUACGAGGCUCCGGGAUUUUGGAAUUGGGAAUAGACACGAUAUACCUACAACAACAUACACGAGGCGUUAAGGAAUGGGAUGGCAUGACUACGACUUGGACAGAUCUUCCUGACCCCGGCCCCUGAUACAGAUUCUGCAUUUAUCGACAACGUCCAUGGGCCGGGUGGGCCCGGCUUUGGUCUUCAUGCUUCUACUCAACAUAGAGGGCGGCCUGAAUUUAUUCGAAUGCUAGUACGGUUCCAUGUUUAGCACGGCAGGGUAAGCAUUGUCAGGAGCAUGUAAGGGGCAUGUGGAUUUGUACAGUGGUGUUAGUUGUAUUUAGGGAGGACUUUUGCGUACAUAUACGUACUACAGCAAUAGCGAGGCGAAGCAUGGUCUAAAAUAAGGAACAGAUAUGACAAUUUGGGUAUUCAGCUUUGAUGUGAUGACUCGUCGAUGUACAGCUUGGCCACAUUACCCAAGUAAGGGGGAGGCUAGUAAGAAGGGUAACCCAUGGUAAUAAUCCAACGCCUAACCCCCUGAUUAGUGGUGAAGGGUAAUGGAUAGCAAUCUAGAGGAUCCCAGAAUACAUGUGAGUCUUAGCAUUACUAUACCCUCAAAACCAUAUAAUCCUUUUUGUUUUUGCACGUAGUUGGCACUACUAAAUAAAUUUACACCUACCUA
Molecule: messenger RNA, 4719 nt
Organism: Fusarium odoratissimum NRRL 54006
Lineage: Eukaryota; Fungi; Ascomycota; Sordariomycetes; Hypocreales; Nectriaceae
Exons: 2
Coding region: 717-3779 (1020 amino acids)
Biological process (GO): regulation of DNA-templated transcription
Cellular component (GO): nucleus
Molecular function (GO): sequence-specific DNA binding; zinc ion binding; protein binding
Source: RefSeq, a predicted model, not a curated record